AUGACAUCGCCCGGAGAUGGUACUCCGGUCAAACCUCCGCCGUCCUUCUCGCCCGGCGUGCCGCGUGUCCCAGCCAAGACGAGAUACCCUCACCAGCGGCGCGACUCGUCCUCGUCUUUGGACACGGAAAGGGUGGAACCAAGAAUAGCCUCGUCGUCUCCGACACCCCCGCUAUCAAAUGCCACCGCUGAACUUCCCCUUCGAACUGCGUCUCCCCAUGCCAGAUCGGUCCGGUCAUCGACCCCGCAAUUACGGACGUCACUGGGAUCACCAGUAGAUGGGAGAGCCGAUGCUGCCCUGGAUACACGAUCUUUAAUCGUGCGUUCAUUCUCGCCCGUUAUUGGAGUCUAUGCAUCCCCAGACACCGACGAACUGGUCCGGCAAAAAGGCUUCAAGGGUGGGUUCUGCGAGUUAAUUCGGCCUUUCGGAGAGAAUGUACCGGGAAAACUUAUCAUUCGAGAUAGCGUGGGCUCAAGUCGCGGCUGGGAGGAUUACGGGGUUCGGUUCGUCGAUUUAGGCGAGAUAUGCCGGGCACCCAACGACGCAAACCAGACGCGGAAUUCGCCCCUAUCUCAAGUUGAGACAGUCCUGGAGAAGCACCUAGACUCCACCGACGGUCCGCCAAGCGGGUCAUUACAUCCUAAAGAUCUAAUAGGCCUCUCAUCUACUUCACCUUUAUAUAAGCUAUACCUUCGCCAACUGUUAUCGAUCGCCUCUGCCGCGCCCUUUGAAACAUUUCGCCAUCCUGUAGCCAGUGUGAUUGCUAUCAGUUCUCGCAACUCCGCACCUCUGGAAUCACUUAGACAACUGUACGCAGACACCAAUAACGGCCAGCGGAAAGUGCCAGACUGGAUACACCCCGAGUAUCUACGUUACUAUGUACUUGUCCACGAUGAAGACCACGACGACAUCUCAGAAUCAACCAAACUCUAUGACCAGAUGAAGCGCCACUUCGGUCUACAUUGCCACCUUCUGAGACUACGCAGCAAUCAAUGUGUGGUUACAGAUGAUGAUAGCGUACAAAUGCCAGAAUGCGAGUGGCUCUCACCCUCGGAGCGGCUUCUCGACAGGUCAGAACAACUGGUCGACCUUGGUUCCGAUGGCCUUCUCUGCCUAUUCGAAUCCGACGUGAUGUCCAUCAAAGGUCUUGUCCGAGAGCUCGUCGCGCAGUCCGUUAUUCCAUUUAUGGAGAAUAGGGUAGCUGUAUGGAAUGAUCAAGUAGCGUCGAGAAGGCGUGGGAUUAGUGGUCGCUUUAUGUCAAUGUCGCGCAAAUGGGCGGGCUUCGGAUCUGGCUCUCGCAGCUCAGGUUCCGGUGGAGCAAGCGGGAAUUACAAUGUGUCUCAAGGGUUUUAUCAUUUCGAUCAUUCCGAAGCCAUAUUACGAAAGAUGGCAGACUAUGCUUUCAUGCUUCGUGAUUGGAAACUGGCAGCGUCAACAUAUGAACUGCUUCGUUCCGACUACGCAAAUGACAAGGCCUGGAAAUAUCAUGCCGGUGCUUACGAAAUGUACGCGGUGAGCACACUACUGAAUCCAUUAGGAAUGGGUUCGAAGACCAAAGUUGAGGGCAUUGAUCAGAUGAUUGACACUGCUUGUUAUUCUUAUCUGACUCGGUGUUCGGAUCCUGUUGCUACGUUACGCUGCCUAACCCUAGCCGUUGAGCUGUUGAGAUCGCGUGGAGGUUCUGCAGCCGAAAGCGCAGCUAAAUGGGCCAUGCGGGUCAUGGAUCUAGGGUUGGUGGAGUCGGUUGGGCAGGGCCUUCUCAGCGAAAGGAUAUCGUCAUGCUACGCUUCCCGAGCGCCCCCGAAUGGAGUACGAUUUGGUGGUCGUCACCGCAAGGCCGGAAUGUGGAGUCUCUUCGCUGCUGACAUGUGGCUCAGACUUGGUAAGCCAUCGCUGGCAUCCGCGUGCCUUGAGGAGGCGGAGCGUCUCUACGCGGACAUUCUGGGUAGCGAUGGUGCAUUCCCUAUGCCAGAAAUGCAAACUUUCGCCGACAAUCUCCGACUUUCCGUGAAAGUCGGGUAUCUCGAAGCUCGUGGUUUGGAUGUCAGAGAGGAGACAGGCAGUACAGACCCCUUGGACAACGUGGAGACCAGUGAAAAGCUAGACAGGCGCAUGAACCGAAGGUCCUUAAUUGGCACUGCCUUGGACACUACAGCUCUCGCGGGGCUUCAAACGGCGAGAGAUGGGGAAACCGUGCCCAGUGACGAUUUUGAACGAGCAUAA
Aspergillus versicolor CBS 583.65 is the source of this 2223-nucleotide messenger RNA. RefSeq names its product TRAPP III-specific subunit 85 family protein. Gene Ontology annotation, cellular component: phagophore assembly site; cytoplasmic vesicle; TRAPPIII protein complex. The transcript is spliced from 2 exons. The record is from RefSeq and is a predicted model, not a curated record. Lineage: Eukaryota; Fungi; Ascomycota; Eurotiomycetes; Eurotiales; Aspergillaceae. The coding region runs from base 1 to 2223 and encodes 740 amino acids. Gene Ontology annotation, biological process: protein localization to phagophore assembly site; endoplasmic reticulum to Golgi vesicle-mediated transport.